This is a messenger RNA of Carya illinoinensis, 2554 nucleotides long. RefSeq names its product WRKY transcription factor 44-like. The coding region runs from base 790 to 2217 and encodes 475 amino acids. The record is from RefSeq and is a predicted model, not a curated record. Gene Ontology annotation, biological process: regulation of DNA-templated transcription. NCBI's taxonomy places the organism in Eukaryota, Viridiplantae, Streptophyta, Magnoliopsida, Fagales, Juglandaceae. The transcript has 6 exons. Gene Ontology annotation, molecular function: DNA-binding transcription factor activity; sequence-specific DNA binding.
GUACUUGACAAGUCUCGCAACCAACCUGGAUCUCGCUUUGCCAUUGAAUUAUGGUUGCUAACAAGAUUGUCCCAAAAUUGUUCGUUUGUUUGUUUGUACAAGGAUUAUAUGAUUAGAGAGUGUUGGAAGUUUCAAAAAAUAUCUUUUCUGCUAGUAACGUUCGAUUCCUUUUCUUCAGAGAUGGUGGGCGAAAAGCUCUAUCUUUCCGCCGAUCUGUGAUCAAUAGAGGAUCAGAUUAAGACCUAAAUCAAUUACAGAGUCAGGUUUUCAGCCGUUUAGUUUGGUUUCCUGUUGAGCUGGCCCGAACUGGGGUCUUGAGUGCAUAUCACGCGCUAUGAUAUGUUAUCUAUUUAUCCGAGAGUCAAAAAAUGGGAAGCAGAUAGACGCUGAGACAGUCGGUUGUCCGUACAAGUAGGCUCGGGGUUCUUGGUCCAAACCAGUCCGGUAAUCUCUGUCUUUGAGACUAAAGUACUGAAAUCCACAAAGUAAAGUUUUUUCUUGGAUUUGCCUUACUUUCUGCUGCAACUUUCCCAUCUGUUUUCCUUGGUUUGAAGAAGAGUUUUGGCUAGGUAAAUCUGGAAUCAACACAUAUAAAAGGAACAUUUGAAGCAUGCUUCAGUUGUCCUGCUUAAAGUAUCACCUCCCAACAAGUUUAUAGUCUACUCUUGCUAUCUCUAAUAGAGGAAUGUCGAGUAUUCCAGGCUGAUUGGAGUUCAGAGCUCUCCUUUUAUUCAUUGAGGCAUAAUGCUCUAUGAAACAUUAAAUUAGAACAGCAUAUAAUCAUUUGAGAUGGAUACUAAGGAAGCAGAGAGAGUAGUUAUUGCUAAGCCAGUUGCCUCAAGACCGACUUGUUCCAGUUUUAGAUCUUUCUCAGAACUUCUUGCAGGCGCCAUUAAUGUCUCGCCCUCCAAUGUAUGUUCAACUGCAGUUACUGCUAUUCGACCAAAGACAGUGAGGUUCAAGCCAAUGGUGAAUCGUGCUCCACCUGGGGCAGUUUCUUCUCAGGCCGAAAUCUCUGGAGCAGCUCUUUGUAAUUCAGCUGAUGAGGUCCCGAAAUUUGACAGCAAAGCAACUGUGGUAUACAAACCAUUGGCGAAAUUUGUAUCAAAGACAACUGCUUCUCUCUUGGCAAAUAUGGGAAACUUCAAUACUAAUCAUCAACCAGCACAACCAACAGUCAAGACCUCUUCCCAACAUUCAAACCAAGAGAAACAUAAGUUCAGAUCCAAAAAAAGCUCAAAUCUUCACCAGAAAAUUCCCUCACGAGUUGAAGCAAAUAAGGCAGUCGGGCCCUCAAAGGUAGCAUCCCAGAAAAAGGAGGAGGAUCCAAAAGCUUUGCCGACUACAGCUAAUGGUGAUAGUCCUUCUCCUUCUUAUGAUGGAUAUAAUUGGAGAAAAUAUGGCCAAAAGCAAGUCAAAGGAAGUGAGUACCCAAGAAGUUAUUACAAGUGCACACAUCCAAAUUGCCCUGUGAAAAAGAAGGUUGAGAGAUCAUUGGAUGGUCAGAUUGCAGAGAUUGUUUACAAGGGUGAGCACAGCCAUUCAAAGCCUCAGCCUCUUAAGCGCAACUCAUCAGGGACAACACAAGGGCUAGGAAUUGUAUCUGAUGGGCUUGGUCAAGAUACCACCACCAGCAGAUACAAUGAAGGAAAUGAUGCUUCUGAAGGCAGAGUAGAAAAUCAGAAUGAAGUAGGAUUGGCUUCACGUUCUACUUAUCAGGGUAAUGCUGCACUAACUUGUGAUCCUGUCCCAACUGGUACAAUUGCUGCUGCUGGUGGUACUCCUGAUAAUUCCUGUGGCCUUAGUGGAGAAUGUGAAGAAGGAAACAAAACCAUGGAGCUGGUGGAUGAGGAACCCAAAAGCAAAAAAAGGAAAAGUGAGAGUCAAUCCAACGAAGCAGGUCCUUUAGGGAAAGGCACACAAGAGCCCCGCAUUGUGUUGCAAAACUCCACCGAUUCUGAAACUAUGACCGAUGGCUUUCGCUGGAGGAAAUAUGGACAGAAGGUUGUCAAGGGAAAUCCAUAUCCCAGAAGUUACUACAGAUGUACCAGUCUCAAAUGCAGUGUGCGCAAACAUGUGGAAAGAACAUCAGAAGAUCCAAGAGCUUUUAUCACAACAUAUGAGGGAAAACAUAACCACGAAAUGCCACUCAAGAACACAAAUCCAGUGGUUUCUGAAACAGAUAUCCUCGCCCGUAGAGGUAAAGAAAGGAGAUGAAUGACUGUGUGCACUGAAAACUUCACCAAAUCCAUUGUUUGACAUGGUAGUGUAGGUUUGAUAGAGGUCAAGAGCAUCAGAAGCCAGAUGACUUAUGUGAUCAGCAAUGGUGGAUCAUUUUUACUCUAAAUCUCACAGAUUGUUGAUCAAAGACUGUUUUUCUUUCUAUUCUUCUUUUGUGGGUAGCUCAGAUUAUUCUAUGGAAACACAUCUGUCUCUAUGAAGCCUUUUCACCUAGCUGCCUCGAAGCUUAUUGUAACACUAGCCGCACACUCGUGCGAUGCGUGAGAAAAAUGAUGUAUUCUAAUCCUAUUCUAUUUUAAAUUUUGUUUAUAAA